ACGCGGGUUCUUUCGACCUCACUCAUCAUUGGCUCUUUACUCGCCUUUGUUCCACUCAACAAUGGAUCUUUGUUUCUGGACUAUUCGACCAAGAUCCUACCGAGGACUCGACACUCGGUUUCAGUUUAUGCUGAUUGUGAAUAUAUCACGAUAAAAAUCGUUGCCCGAAAAGCACCAGCAGCGCAAACCCUUGAAUCCAUCUUGUCUCAAUGAAUCUUUUCGCAUUACCGGACAAGAUCGACAAAGCACAGUCCAGUACAUGAACUCGUCAGACUUGUACAUAGUGGACGAAAUGGAGGACGCCCUGAACGCCGCCUUGGACGAGCUGCGCGCUCCUAAUCGUCAACCUCCUGGGGAAGACAGCGACGAGGAAAGUGCCAGUCAGGAGGCCUAUACCGAGGUCGGCCUUGGGCAAGUCACCUCACCAGGAAGACGUCAAGCAGUCAUCUCACCAGGGAGGCGCCAACGACCACCCACCCCUGGCUGGCGACCAGAUCGAAAUACUCCCAAAGGGAUAAUGUCGCCAGGGUCUGAUCAUUCUGAGGCUCUCGCCGAUUUGGGUCUGCACGAUCACUCCGAUGCUAAAAAUAAACUCCCUCGAUAUAUACCGGAGUCUGAUCAACGUUCCACAUCAAGCGGCAACGUACCAAUCGUCAAGCGUCAGGAAGAAAAUGAGAUGUCAAUUGACCACCUACCAAGCCAAGUCGUUGGGUCGCCAGUCGUUACCUCAGGCGACCUUGCAUCGGCUCAUAAUCUUGAAGAUUACUAUGAAGCCGGUCGGCAAUCCGACCCAAGUGACCAGAAAUUCCUGCUGAGUCCGAGGACACACAAUCAGCCUCGCUAUGGCGAUAAAGGGCCCCAACAACAGGGCGAAGAGGAGCAGCACGUUCAAAUCGAGCCUGAACAGCAAGGUGAAAAAAAUCUGAAGCUGGAAGAACGGCUGGACAAAUUGCUUGCUGAGAACGCGAUGUUGAAAAUGGAGAAGGACUUCGUCGUCAAAGAGGCAAACACUCUUCACGAACGAAAUGCGGUUCUAUUCAAGGAUUUAUCCAAGUCUCAGAAGGACCUUUCAACCGCACGAAAUGAAAUGGCUCGCAGAUUGGCUCACAAAGAAGAAUUGCUGAAGAUUGCCGAGUCCUCUUUGGAAGAAAGCCAGAAAAGUGCAGAACCCUUGAUAAUAGCACAACAGCGAAUCCGGCACCAGGAAAAGGAAAAGUCUAGUCUUGAGGAAAUGAUUAUCCUCGCCAAUACUGCAACGAGGGAAGCCCAACAGAAACACACACAACAUGAGUCUCGAAUUGUGGAAUUGCAGGAACAGCUUGAUUUAAUGACGGCAUGGAUGGAGAACAUACCCCAGGAAAUGCGAACUUGUCAGAAAGAGUGUGAAAGUCUGAAAGCGGAACUAAAACGGUGCGUUGAGCGAAUGGAGAAGUUGCGAUCGGCUCAGCAAGUUUAUGAUCUGGAGCAAAUGGACUUUCACGAUCGCUGUCUGCCAAUACUUCUCGAUCAGAUCAGCAUCAAUGAUUUUCGGCUCCCGCUCAAGCCAUCAGCCGCAGAAGUCAUACCUUUGGGAGAAUAUAUGGCAUCCCCUAUCGAGUCAACCCCAUCUAACCGACAAAGCAUGGCCAAUGGAGUCGACACCCCACUCAGACACAUGCCACCCACGGGACUUGUCUCGUCAAACAAGCCUCGGCCUCAGUCAUGGCCUGUCCCAAGGAGCUUCAGCCCAGAUCUGAAUGACUCCUUCGAAGUGGCCUUAGACGCCACUCAUCCCACAUUUCAAUCGACGUCUACUGAGUCCCAAGAUGGUCUACACACAGGAGUCAUGAACGAUGACCGCGCUGACGUAUUACAUGUUUCUUCGCAAAACAAACCGCACUCCACCAAUUCUGGCGAAAAGAAUGCUCGUGCAGAAGACGAAUCUGGUACUACAGCGAUUUCAGAGUCUCCUGUCGACGGUGUGGGCGCCCGGCUAUCACAAUCGCUUACUAAGACUGGUGGAGUAUCUUCCCAAACACGUUCUCAGCUGAAGUCGGGGACACUGCUCGAGACUGGUGCAUGGCGCGCUCGUAUUGAGAGUCCAGACACAGACGAAGGUGCCAUGUCAACGAGCUUGGAACCACUCCUCGUGGACACAACAAAAGCAACUGUCGUAGCCUCCUGCAGUGCUGUGGAAAGCCCUCAAAGUCCUGGUCUAAGAAAGCGGUCCUCCGUCUCGACGCAAAACUCACCACAUAGGCUAGAUCACAGAGCUGCAUUCGAAGACGCUAUGGCAAGCACGCCUCGCAAGUCGCAAAGAGAGGACGAGAUGGUGGGAGAGCCCCGUAUCUUGCUGUCCAGGCUGCCCGGGCACGGGCGACCGCAAGCGUCGAGGACUCAUAGCCUGUAUCACGAACGUCCUGCCAUGAUCAUGGCCGACUCACGUCGUGGUAGACCUCAUUCUUGGGACCCUUCCGCCAGCCGAAGUAUAUCAUCACAGAAAUCGGCAGACAGCGGCUAUGACUCAGAUGCCGAGCAAAUUGGCAUUGCUUCUUCGACGGCCCCCGCAAAUGCUCCUAUUGGCGACGAUCAACAAGUGACGCCAACGUAUAACCAUAUCACACCUCCUGCGAGCUCCUCAGCUAGGACAUCCACUACCUUUGACGGAUGCGGGCCGAGGCCAAGCAGCAGCGAUUCACUUGAUGUCUUCGGUGCAUUCUCUCCUCUUACCCGCCAGGUCUCCGAUCCGACGACUCAGGCUUCCACAAAUAUUGGAUCAUUCUUCGAAUCUUCACACGGUGAAUCAGAUUGUGGGACUGUUGCCACCGGCGUCUCGGACGCCAACUCAGUUGUAGAGCCGUCAACAGAGCAACAGAGGGAUUGUGAUGGACCUGUCAUCGUCCUCGAUGACUUGAGAUCGAUGGCUGAGCUUUCAGAAGCCCCCGUGGUCGAAAGUGCUUGGACUCCGUGCGAUACCGAAACCGAGGCUGUCCGUGCUCAUGGGCCGGUGAUCGUUCGUGAAGCAGAGUCAAGGCUGGGCAUCCACGACGCUGAAGAUGCUGGAACCCGGGAUGCUGAGAAUGACACGAGAGGCGAAGACGAUGUUGACAUGUGGAAUCCCACGCCAUCUGGUGAAGAUACGCCAUUCUUCACGGUGCCUCCCAAUAAGAUCGAUGUUCGCAAGAGGAGAUUCAGCCCGUCCAUCUUGACAGCCCUUCUGUGCUGCGCCCUUGUCCUAACGUCUGGGCUUCUGGCAGUAUGGUCUACUGGCCCCUGGAGUAUCCAGUCGAUCUGCCAGCGUUUCGCAAAUGUGUCUUCCACGUUGUACCCUAUUGUCACUAUUACAGAAGAACCCUUCCUGCCCGCUCUGUCCGCUCUGGAGGAAUCGUCGCCAAUCAUCGCAAUACAUGAGGUGUCGCUGGCCGACACGGUGACCACGGCCGCUCUGGAGGCAAUUCUACCACUGUACAUAUCGGACUAUAGCCCGCAAGUGGCAGAUGAUGGCACGUUGAUGUCUACGAGGGAAUGGACGUCAACCUUCACGGCACCGUCACUGGUGUACAAAGGUCAACCAGGACGCACAGGUCCAGCUCCUGCGAGCCCGGUCGUACUCAAAUUUGACCCACCACGCACCAACAACUCGUCACCUUCGACAUCAAGUGCUUCUUCAUGCAUUGAAGAAUCGAAUCGCUUUGCACCGCCAUCAAUAUCAACGCGCACAGUGACCGUGGCCAUAACCAGAGCUUGCCCAGAUUCGGAUCGCGCCCCACCAUCGGUAUCAAUACGCACCAUUACAGUGGACAGUCCUUGUCCAGACCAAGACUUUGCCUUGCGUGCAGUCGAAGUGAUCCGGCAUCGACUGCCCGAGUCGACCAAAGCCCAUGCUAGCACCAAGCACUUGGACUUCACCGACACGGUCAAGUUCGACGUCAACAGCUCCUCUUAUACUACCAGAGCCUAUGCAGGAAGUGGGCAUUGGGACUUUGUCCCGAGUGUACGCCGCUGGAUUGAUCAAGUCAGAUUCGACGUCACGGUGCAGGUCAUACAAGCCAAUGGAGGACGGUACUCUUGGUAGACAACGGCGAGAUAGUACAAAGGUUGAAGAGCAGAGGUUAUUCCACCUGUACACAUGCCAAAAGUAGGUAUAGAAUUUAGGAUUGGACAUUGAACAAUCCGCGAGACAAUCGUCAAGCUCCACACGCGCCCAAAUGUACAUUUUGUAGCCAUACUCAUUGACAUGAGUUUCCAACGCGUCGUUCGCCGCUAUAGCCAGAGUCCUUCGUGCUUCUUCGUGUAGCAUUAUUCCCUGCGAGGCGGCAUGCUGAACGUACUCCGGAACGUUCCAAUG
Molecule: messenger RNA, 4327 nt
Organism: Exophiala viscosa
Lineage: Eukaryota; Fungi; Ascomycota; Eurotiomycetes; Chaetothyriales; Herpotrichiellaceae
Exons: 1
Coding region: 260-4054 (1264 amino acids)
Source: RefSeq, a predicted model, not a curated record